Molecule: messenger RNA, 1218 nt
Organism: Bipolaris victoriae FI3
Lineage: Eukaryota; Fungi; Ascomycota; Dothideomycetes; Pleosporales; Pleosporaceae
Exons: 4
Coding region: 1-1218 (405 amino acids)
Biological process (GO): secondary metabolite biosynthetic process
Molecular function (GO): FAD binding; monooxygenase activity
Source: RefSeq, a predicted model, not a curated record
AUGACAGUUCCUCAGCCUAAAACAGCAGCAUCGACUAUGCAGCGCAAACCUCCUACGGGAAUAUCUGUGCUGGUAGUAGGCUCUGGAUUGGGAGGCUUGACAUUUAUAAUUGAAGCAUAUCGACAAGGCCAUGAUGUCCAAAUCAUCGAGAAGCGACCCAAGCUUGAAGACUUUGGUGAAGCCAUGAUAAUCCAGGCGCCAAUUCACAAGGACUUCAAGGCAUGGCCAGGCUUUUUAGAGAAGGUGCUUAGACACACAGUCCAACCCUCUGAAAUCCAUGUGUUCCAGCACAAUGGAAAGAGUCUGGGCAACUUUCCACUUGGAACUCCAGAGCUUCCCUCUCUAGCUGUUAAUCGACUUGGUAUGCACAUCGAGCUUGCGCAAUACGCGAAAGAUUUAGGGAUCGAGACUCAAUACUCAACUCAUGCCGCUGAGUACAUGGAGACUGAUGAUGCCGGGGUUGUGGUUCUGUCAGACGGUCGCAAAUUGACUGCAGACGUAGUUGUCGCAGCCGACGGUGUUGGAUCGAGGUCAUGGAAGUUGAUUCUCGACAAGUUCGAGAAGCCCGAUAUUGGACAUGCAAAGGAAGAUUGGUGGUGGACUACCUCAGCAGACGAUGCACUACCAUUCGUGGAGACAUGGUCACCGUUCGUGAAAGAGAUUAUCAAAUUUACGCCAGGUAAUUCGUGCAUUGACUGGCAGUUGAUGUGGCGCAACCCGCAACCAAAAUGGGUUUCACCAAAGGGACGCGUAGUUCAGAUUGGUGAUUCCGCACACACAUUCUUGCCCAGCUCUGCAAGCGGUGCUAGUAUGGCCAUGGAGGAUGGUUUCUCGCUUGCAGCUUGUCUGCAGAUGGCCGGGAAGCAAGAAAUACCUCUUGCCAAUCGAGUUCACAACAAGCUAAGAUUUGAGCGUGUUGCAUGCGCCCAAAAGAUGGGCUUCAAGAAUCGCCAGAAGUUCCAUACCUCUGAUUCUGCUAGCACUGAGGAGAACCUAGAAAGCAUUGGGAAUUUCACUGGGCAAUGGCUUUUGCGUCACGACCCCGUGGGGUACGCUUACGACAACUUCCAAGCUUGUGCAGACCAUUUGCUCUGGGGAACUGAGUUUAAGAAUACAAAUCUCGUACCAGGGCAUACUUUCAAACAGUGGACCGUGACGGAAUUUCUUGAAGCUCAAGAGCAAGGCAGGGUUAUUGAGGAAUAUGGAGACUGGUCCUAG